GUAUGUUUUGGAAGACUUGGCAGGUUGGUUCGGACCGACGGACCGACAAGACAUGAGCCUUUGGCGCAACAUGCCACUUCAGGUUGCUGCCAGCAGUCAACCCCAGUGCCGAAGUAUUGACGAAUUUUCUAAUUCUUGUCUUGUGAUGUUUCCCUGCAUGUGUCUAUGCGUCACCUGGUCAUCCGAGCGCAACACUCGUACCGGGAGAACAUCUCAGCCCCACCCACAAGGCCCCAUAAAUACAAGCAGAGUGAGAGUACGCUGGCGCAUCUUCCGCUGCUUCUCUCGCUCAAACCAAAGUCAACAACACUAACUCUCUUACGAUGACCACCAGAAUCACACAUUUCGAAACGCAUGAUAUUCGAUUUCCCACAUCCUUGACGGGUGAUGGCACUGAUGCGAUGAAUACAGAUUGCGAUUAUAGUUCAGCAUAUGUUACCCUAUACACCGAUAGCGGACUUGUUGGUCAUGGAAUGACGUUUACGAUUGGUCGUGGUACUGAUAUUGUGUGCCAUGCCAUCCGAGAAGUUGCUGGACGCUUGAUCGGACGGGAUCCCGAGAGCCUUUUUGAGAAUAUGGGCAAAGCUUGGGAUUGGAUGUGCUCCGACUCUCAGCUGCGGUGGAUCGGUCCAGAAAAGGGCGUGAUUCACCUUGCAACAGCUGCAGUGAAUAACGCCUUGUGGGACAUGUUUGCUCGUACAAGAGGCAAACCCCUCUGGAAAUUGAUUGUCGAUAUGACUCCUGAGGAACUUGUAAACGCGACUGCGUUCCGUUAUAUCACAGACGUGCUGACGCGCGAAGAAGCACUCGCAAUGCUCAAGGCCAAAGAGGCUGGAAAGCGUGAACGGGAAGCUCUUGUUACUGAAGUCGGAUACCCAGCAUAUAUCACAUCAGCGGGCUGGCUUGGAUAUUCAGAUGAGAAAGUGUCUCGUCUCACUAAGGAGGCCCUCGCAAGCGGGUUCAACCACUUCAAGAUGAAAGUAGGAGCUGACUUAAAGGAUGACUUGCGCAGAGGCAAGAUGAUCCGUUCGAUUAUCGACGACCCCGCAAAUUAUCCGUCUGGAUUCAAGGAUCCUUCAAGCCCAGAACUGACUGGGAAGAACGCGGGUCCGACGGGUGCUGUGUUGAUGAUUGACGCCAACCAAGUUUGGGAUGUUCCACAGGCAAUUGAGUAUGUGGCAGGAUUAGCGGAAAUCAAGCCUUGGUUCAUCGAGGAGCCUACGGCACCUGACGAUGCUCUCGGCCAUGCUGCGAUCAGGCGUGCACUCAAGCCGUACGGGAUCGGAGUUGCGACCGGGGAACAUGCACAUAACCGUAUGGUGUUCAAGCAGUUGUUCCAGGCGGACGCGAUCGAUGUGUGUCAGAUUGACUCCUGCAGACUCGCAGGUGUCAGUGAGGUGCUGAGCGUGCUGUUGAUGGCUGCGAAGUUUGGCGUCCCUGUUUGUCCACAUGCUGGUGGUGUUGGUUUGUGCGAAUAUGUCAUUCAUCUCAGCGUGAUUGACUACGUCGCCAUUUCCGGGACGAUGGAACGAAAUGUAUUGGAAUUUGCAGACCACUUGCAUGAGCACUUUCCGUACCGGUGUACUAUGAACGAAAGGGGGAGGUACAAUAUUCCGAGUAAUCCAAAGGAAGGGUAUAGUAUUGAGAUGUAUAAGGAGAGUAUCGCGGAGUUCGAGUGGCCGAACGGGAGUUACUGGGUCGGUUCAAGGGGUGGAAAAGUCUUAAGCACUUGAAUGAUAUAGGUGGUCGAUUUCUUGUAUAAACAGACCAUAUGUGUAUGUAGGCUAUAUACGACAGUAAUCAAAGAGACAAGUCAUGGUUUGUU
Molecule: messenger RNA, 1825 nt
Organism: Suillus paluster
Lineage: Eukaryota; Fungi; Basidiomycota; Agaricomycetes; Boletales; Suillaceae
Product: enolase C-terminal domain-like protein
Exons: 11
Coding region: 324-1733 (469 amino acids)
Biological process (GO): amino acid catabolic process; carbohydrate catabolic process
Molecular function (GO): hydro-lyase activity; magnesium ion binding
Source: RefSeq, a predicted model, not a curated record